AUGACUAAAAGAAAUAUCUUCUUGGUGGGAUCCCCUCUUUCAAGCAGUCUAAAUUGGGACAACGACGACCUUCUCAACAACGCUAUACACCCCUUCGAGGAAACUCAUCCAUAUCGUCGGUUAACUGUAGAGGAAUCUUACCGGGCCAAAUGGAGAGCACUGCCAUCAAUCCACGAUCUCAAUGUUCCCUACCAGGAGCAUGUGAACCCGUUAUUUCUCGUCUCCGAUCAGCUGGAUGUUGCACCAGAUUCCGAUCUCUCGAAAUUCUACCGGCAUUCUUUUCUGGUCCAUGAAACCUCCGAGGUGUCUGCUUCAGAGUUAGAGAUAGCAGACUCGACGCAAGAGAGCAGUUUGGGGGAGGACAGUGUGACUACGUCUACGUAUGACAACGAAGUCCCGAGGUCACCACGCAUACUUCACAUCCCUGGACCCCUCCGCGAUCUGCACGACCUUCCUACGGCGAAGUACAUCCAGUCCAUUGCACCACAAACCAUGACUGUGAACCUGACCGUGGGGGUCCUGGCUGCUCAUCCCCCACGCCGCGUGGUUACACGGCAAUGGAAAAUCGAAUUGGACAUUAUCGAGCUCGUCGUUGCCGAUGAGACAAGGACUGGAUUUGGAGUCAACUUUUGGAUCAAACCUGGUAACUCAUCCACCAAUGCCAACAGUGAAACAGAGCUGGCUCGAUCACUGGCAGGCCUUCGUCCCCGCGAUAUUGUCCUACUGCGUCAUGUUGGACUGAGCACAUUCCAAAGCCAGGUGUACGGACAAAGUCUGCGAGGGGUGACUACUGUUGAGCUCUUACACCGCGAAGCAGUUGAUGUGACGGAUGCAGUAGGAUUCUAUGAGAGCAUCCAGAGUAACGUUCAGGAUGCUGCACUACAAAAGACUCGCAGAGUACGAGAGUGGAUGCUUCGAUUCGUGACGGAUGCGGCAGGCGGUGGAAUGCUUGGAACACGUGGGCGACUGCCUCCGGACACACAGUAA
Penicillium antarcticum is the source of this 987-nucleotide messenger RNA. RefSeq lists its product as uncharacterized. The coding region runs from base 1 to 987 and encodes 328 amino acids. The transcript has a single exon. The record is from RefSeq and is a predicted model, not a curated record. Lineage: Eukaryota; Fungi; Ascomycota; Eurotiomycetes; Eurotiales; Aspergillaceae.